UAUUAUUGACAGUGCCAGGGCACACGGUGGGUAGUGGUAGUAUUGACAGUGCCAGGGCACACGGUGGGUAGUGGUAGUAUUGACAGUGCCAGGGCACACGGUGGGUAGUGGUAGUAUUGACAGUGCCAGGGCACACGGUAGGUAGUGGUAGUAUUGACAGUGCCAGGGCACACGGUGUGUAGUGGUAGUAUUGACAGUGCCAGGGCACACGGUGGGUAGUGGUAGUAUUGACAGUGCCAGGGCACACGGUGGGUAGUGGUAGUAUUGACAGUGCCAGGGCACACGGUGGGUAGUGGUAGUAUUGACUGGCUAAUUGCAGACAGAAGGCAGAGGACUUUGUAGCAGUCUGGGGAUGACACCGCUGUUCUGGUCAAUCAGGGUGUGUGCUGCGAGGUGUGUGCUGCAGUCCGGUCACCCUCAGUAAGUUAUACGCUCUCCGGGCCGGGCCCUCGUCGCUGCUGCAUUAGGAGCCGCCAAUCAGAACCAACAACCAACUCCACACGGACCACAGCAGCUGAACUGAGCUCACUGACGGAGCGGGCAGUGAACACGAGACUCAACACAGGGACUGAACAUCGUGACUGGAAGCAGCCGUGUGCAGCAGAGAGAGACAUUGUGAUCCUGUAUAAACAUACACAUUACAUCUCUACAGUGGGACGGAUAGAGAGAGAGAGAGAUGUAGCCUAUAGAGUAAUGCUAUACGUGUGAUCCUGUAGGGUGUUUAUAUCACACAGGGAGACUGUAGUCAUUUGUAAAGCAGUUACCAUCACAGUUGGAGACGGUGAUGUGUGAUAGUGAACCGUGGGAGACAAUUUGAUGACGUGUUUGUGUUGUGAAAAGUAUCAUGUGUGGGGAUUGAGCCCCGGGUUGAGAGAUGUGGGUACAGAAACAGUAUAAUGGCUUGUUUCAGAUGGUUUACUCCGAUGUGUCUGUCUGGCUGAUGUAGAGUAAAGAUAUUGGUUUGUUUGGUGUUGGGAUUCUGGUCUGUGGUUUGCCAUUUGAGUGGUUCUAGCCUGUUGGUUUGUAUCAUUGCUUUGUUCCAUUGAUUUGAUGUUUAGUUAUGUAGUCCUACACAGCAGAGCAGCUCUAUUUGCAGACAGUCAUUUGGCUAGUUGUAGCAUCGUUGUAAGACAUACUAGAUCGACGCUGUGGUGAUGUUAGAUCGGUGGUGUUUUAUCAAAAGACUGCAGCUCUGAAGAAACGUGCGUGUUGUGUACUGGUAAAACCCCGGCUUUGUUGUGUGUCACUGCAGCCCUAGCUGUGCUCUGCUGUGCUCUGCUCUGUUGUUCGGCGCCUGUGUCCUGUGUCACAGAGGAAGCAUUGAUCAGACAGCUACUGAGGCUCAAUACACAAUGAGGCCUGGCCCGAGAUCUCUACUCCUCCCAACCCCCCUCUCCCUCUCCCUGCGUGCCCUGCUCCUACUCUGCCUUGCGCCGUGUUGCCAGGCGGUGCAGGCUGAGAAUGUGACAGUGUUGGAGGGAGGCACGGCCCAGAUCUCCUGUCGUCUGCAGAACUAUGACGGCUCCAUUGUGGUUAUCCAGAACCCUCGCAGACAGACCCUCUUCUUCAAUGGCACACGAGCGUUGAAGGACGAUCGUUUCCAGAUGGUUCUCUUCACUCCCCGUCUGGUGCGCAUCACCCUCACCAACGUGAGCGUGUCGGACGAGGGCGGCUUCUUCUGCCAGCUCUACACCGACGAUACCCACCACCAAGUGGCCACUCUGUCCGUGUCCGUCCCUCCCGACACCCCCACGGUGGAGGUGAGGCAGGAGGCCGUGGAGGGGGGCGAGGUGGAGCUCACCUGCCUGUCGCCGCGCAGCAAGCCCCCCGCCACGCUGCGCUGGAUCAGGGACCGCCGGGAGAUACCAGGUGUGGUGUCCCAGCAGGAAAAUGGGAAGACAGUGAGUGUGUCCAGCACCAUCCGUCUCCCUGUGGAGAGAAAAGACAACGGGGCAGCGGUCAGCUGUGAGGCAUCCCACCCCGCCCUGGGGGGGCAGAAGAGGGUCCGCCACUACCGCCUCGACGUCUACUUUGCCCCCACAGUGAGGAUCAUCCCUCCCCCUGGCAUCCUCCGAGAGGGAGACUCUCUCAGCCUCACCUGCUCCAUCACUGGCAACCCACUGCCUAGGGAUGUCCAGUGGACUAGGAUUAAUGACACCUUACCUGAGAGGGCGGAGAUCUCUGGCACCACCCUCCAGGUGUCCCGUCUCAGCCAAUCACACAACGGCACCUACCUGUGUCAGGCACAGAACAACUACGGCCGUGCCGCUGACCACUACACACUGCUGGUGUACGAGAAUGUGUCUGUCACUACCAUGGUCCUUCCCACCUCCCAUCACGCCACCACCCACCCAAUCACCCUCCUCAUAACCCCCAGCUACGCACCGGACCCCCGAGACCCCGGUGCAGUGAUUGAGACCCACAGUGCAGUACCGUACGCUGUGAUAGGGGGCGUCCUGGCUCUGCUGGUCUUCACCAUCAUCUGUGUUCUCAUCAUCACCAUCUGGUGCUCUGUCCGACAGAAAGGUUCAUAUCUUACCCAUGAGGCCAGUGGGUUGGACGAGCACGGGGAGGUCCAGGAGGCUUUCCUCAAUGGGAAUGAUGCCAGUCAGGGCAAGAAGGAGUACCUACUGUAGCCUCCACCCCCAAAACCCACAACCCUCCCCCAACCCACCGUGAUGGGUGGCCUUCUGAAUCGACUGUAAUACUACUGCACACAGACCACAUCACAGACCACAACAUAAACCACAACACAGACCACAACAGAGACCGAAAGAGAGAUCCGUCCAGCCCUUACAUUACAACUGUGCCAUACUGUAGGUGUACUGGAGGAAGGAGCGAGGGAGGAUGGCAGAGAAAGGGGAAAGUGAUAAUAGGGUCAUUAUUUUGAUAGAGAGAAGAGAUAACAAGAAAGAAAGCCUCAGCACUUUCCUUCCCUGUGGUAAUUGGAGAAGGAGGGAGAAAGAGAGAGGAAAGAGAGAGAAAAAAUGUGGUGGGGUCGGUAUGGUUUCCAGAAGCUAUUGAGUUUGAAUGCUCAAUUUGAUUACUUGAAAUUGCCAAAGCACAUCAGCCCACAGAGAGCAGCUCAUCUAUAAUUAUUUGACAACAUUGCAGAGUGUUACCCUGAAAGUCUCUUAAAGUAUAUCUGAACUGUUCAGUCAAUUCUGCAGACAACCCAGGUAUUGUAUUUGCCGUCCGUUCUGGGGAGUCUGCCAAUGUUUUCUGGGUAAUUUAGAAACCUUCCUGUUAUGAAUGACUGCUUUCCUCACAGAACAGAACUGUUGUUUCUCUUCUUUGAAUUGUCUCUCUCUUUCUCCCUCCACCUCUCUUUCUAGUCCUCUUCUUCCCCCUCCCUCCCUCCCUCUCUCCCUCUCUCCCUCUCUCUGUCUUUGUCUCUCCUCUAUUGUUGGCCAAUAAAGAAAGGAUUAGUGCCAGUCUCCUUUCGUGAGUUAGAAGAAAGGGAACAUAAGUCGACGAGACACAUUAAGGAAAAUUAUAAUUAUUUUAAAAUGCCCUUAAAGGGAUAAAAAUGUUAAAAUGUCUUAAAGAGAAACAAAUGAGUGAAAGGAAUGUAAUGAAUAAGGAAAAAUACAUGAUGGAUAUUUUUCUGAAUGCCAAGCACACACACACACACACACACACACACACACAUAUCUCUGAAUUCUUUAUUUGUAUAAAAAUGUAAACAGUAAGAUAACUUAAAUGAAUCUUUUAAGAAAUUGAUAAAAAUAACAGUUUACUAUUGAAAGCGUUAUGAAGCUACUAUACUAACACAUUAUUAGCCUCGAGAUACAAAAACAAACUAGUGUCCAGUGAUCAAAACAGAAAAGAAAAGAUGAAAAUAAUGUUUCAUUUGUCUUUAUGAAAUACCUGAGGUAUUAUUGAUUUUUUUUUAUUAAUUCUUGUUAUUAUUUGGACUAUUAUGAUUGUUAUUAUUAUUACUGUUAUGAUUGUUAUUAUUAUUACUGUUAUGAUUAUUGUAAAUGUUAUAACUGUACACCUCCCAUGUUUGUUGUUUUUGGAUAUUCUAUAGAAACUGCUGUCUUUCCACUUCUCUCUGACUCUGUCUCUCUAGUUCUUUCUAUCUUUGUCUCCUGUGUCUAUUUGUCCCUUCUUCUCGUCUUUCACUACUGUUUAUUUUAUAGUCAUGUUGAUAUAGCUAACUAUUUCUUUAUAGGGGAAAAGAUACAAAGCACGACAAAAUAAAACAAGACUUCAGAAAUAA
Oncorhynchus mykiss (rainbow trout) is the source of this 4225-nucleotide messenger RNA. RefSeq names its product cell adhesion molecule 4. NCBI's taxonomy places the organism in Eukaryota, Metazoa, Chordata, Actinopteri, Salmoniformes, Salmonidae. The record is from RefSeq and is a predicted model, not a curated record. Gene Ontology annotation, molecular function: vascular endothelial growth factor receptor 2 binding. Gene Ontology annotation, cellular component: cell-cell contact zone. Gene Ontology annotation, biological process: regulation of Rac protein signal transduction; regulation of wound healing; homophilic cell-cell adhesion.